Molecule: messenger RNA, 1567 nt
Organism: Arabidopsis lyrata subsp. lyrata
Lineage: Eukaryota; Viridiplantae; Streptophyta; Magnoliopsida; Brassicales; Brassicaceae
Product: palmitoyl-protein thioesterase 1
Exons: 7
Coding region: 406-1479 (357 amino acids)
Cellular component (GO): intracellular membrane-bounded organelle
Molecular function (GO): thiolester hydrolase activity
Source: RefSeq, a predicted model, not a curated record
GUUUUCAAAUAUUAUAGAUUCUGAAACUCAAGUAAGUGCAACUCCAUUAAAAAUGAUAAAUUACAUUUAUUUAUAUUUACAAAAAAAUUCUUUGUAACACCUGAUAUUUAUUAAUAUAAACGUGAAUUACAAUAGUCACAACUCACAAUGAAGGACUUGAUUUAUUAAUUAUCACAGAAUGUACCAAAGUAUGAUAAUAAGUUAUUGUAAAUAUGUAAUAUGAAAUUUUCUUGGUAAUAUGUUAAAAAUACAUACACAGACACGUACUAAAGGAGGCAACGCGGAGAUGUCAUUAGAGGAAGAACUAGGAAACAGAGCGUUAUUGCAACUGCAACCAAAAACGUUAAUGCAAGAUCUCAGCUAAUCAGCACCGUUAAUUCUUACUUGGCCGCAACUUCCAACCACAUGACGCUCUUUCUAUUCCCUUUAUAUAUUCCGGCCAUCUCAAAAGUUCUUGGAGACACAAAAUAUCAUAAACAUAAACAUAAACGCCAAUCGCAGCUUUUGUACUCUAGGCGUUCUACAAUGGAGAAAGGUUUGAAGCGGUCUGGUGUUAUGGUGGUGGUUGCAUUCUUAGCCAUGGUUCAUGUCUCUCUUUCAGUUCCGUUCAUAAUGCUUCAUGGAAUCGCAUCUCAUUGUUCUGAUGCUACAAAUGCUAACUUCACACAGCUUCUCACUAACCUCUCUGGCUCUCCUGGCUUUUGCGUAGAAAUUGGAAAUGGAGUAGUAACUUCAUUGUUCUUGCCACUUACACAACAAGCAGAAAUAGCAUGUGAGAAUGUGAAGCAAAUGAAAGAGUUGAGUCAAGGAUACAACAUUGUUGGAAGAUCUCAGGGGAACCUAGUGGCUAGAGGCUUGAUCGAGUUCUGCGACGAUGGACCUCCGGUUUACAACUAUAUAUCCUUAGCUGGUCCUCAUGCUGGCAUUUCUUCUAUUCCUCCGGCUAUUUGUGGUUUGAAGUCCGAUCCAGCAUGUAAGAAAUUUGAUGAGUUGAUCAAGGGAGCUCUCUAUAGCGAGUUCAUUCAAGAUCAUCUUGCUCCUAGUGGUUAUUACAAAAUCCCUAAUGAUAUAAAUGAGUACUUGGAAAGCUCUAAGUAUCUACCUAAGCUUAACAAUGAGAUACCAGACCAAAGAAACCAAACUUACAAAGACCGUUUCACCAUUUUACAGAACCUAGUUCUUGUCAAGUUUCAGGACGAUGAGAUUAUUACUCCAAAUGAUUCAACUUGGUUUGGGUUUUAUCCGGAGGGUGAAUUCGAACCUCUUCUCUCUCCUAACCAGACAAAGCUCUAUACAGAGGAUUGGAUCGGUCUGAAAACAUUGGAUGAUGCUGGAAAAGUGAAGUUUGUGAGUGUAGCCGGUGGACACCUCAACAUGGCGGAUCAAGAUGUCGUCAAACAUGUUGUACCUUAUCUCCAGAACCAACCGUCUUCCGUACAAAGCUUCAACCGCAAGACCAAGGAGCCCUUGCAUCCCUAAAAAGGAGCAAAUACCUCAAUCGCUAUACUAAUUUAUGCAAUAUCGAAUAAGCUUAGUGAUGAUUUUGUAUAAAAACUUGAAAUAUAUA